Molecule: messenger RNA, 2362 nt
Organism: Dioscorea cayenensis subsp. rotundata (Guinea yam)
Lineage: Eukaryota; Viridiplantae; Streptophyta; Magnoliopsida; Dioscoreales; Dioscoreaceae
Product: cation/calcium exchanger 5
Exons: 2
Coding region: 207-1823 (538 amino acids)
Biological process (GO): monoatomic cation transport; transmembrane transport
Cellular component (GO): membrane
Molecular function (GO): monoatomic cation transmembrane transporter activity
Source: RefSeq, a predicted model, not a curated record
UCUACAUUUUAAUUAAUAAUAAUACUUUUUUUAAUUCAGCAUGACAUUCUCCAAUCUCUCAUCUCUUCAGGACAAAUAUACAUAGUACUGCUGGUCUGGUUCGUCCAAACGCCAUGCUAUAAGAUUCGUGCAAUCCUACGCGAUGGCCCAAUGGAUACCUUUGAUUACCACGAUCUAAGAGCACUCAUGAACUCCGCUUGAAUGGCAUGGCUUCCUCUUCCUCCUCCUCCGCCAUUCUAAGACUCAUCUCCAUCACCAUCACCAUCACCCUCCUCCUCCUCCUCUUCUCCCGUUCCUCUUCUCCUCUUCCCCGCCGCCAUCUCCUCCGAUCAUCUCCUCCGUCCCCCACCCACUGCUCCUCCAUCCUCUCCCUCUCCCCAUCUCUCCUCAACUACACCUCCCUCCAUUCCUGCCUCUUCCCCUCGGGCUCUCCUCUCGUGCUCCCCUUUCUUGUUCUCCUUCUUCUCGCCCACUUCUCCCUCCUCGUCCGCGCUGCCUCCGCCCACUUCUCCCCUGCUGUCGCCUCCAUCUCAUCCCGCCUACGCCUUUCCCCCUCCAUUGCAGCUGUCACCCUCCUUGCCCUCGGCAAUGGCGCCCCCGAUGCCUUCUCCUCCUCCGCUGCCCUCCGCUCUGGCCUCCCCCGCACCGGCCUCGCUGCCAUCCUCUCUGCCGGCGCUUUUGUGUCCGCUUUCGUCGUCGGCUCUGUUGCCCUCCUCUCUGGCCCCUUCUCCGUCCCUCCUGGUCCCUUUGUUCGUGAUGUCUUCUUCUAUUUGCUUGCGGUCUCGGGUCUCUUCUAUGUUUACUUGAGCGCGGAGAUCUAUCUCUGGCAGGCGGUGGGGCUGGUAUGCUUCUAUGUCUUCUUUGUGGGCUUAGUAUUCUGGAUGGAUCUGGUGGUGGAGGGGAGGGGAGGGAAGGUGGCAAGGGAGGAUGAGGAGGAGGUGGAGGUGGAAAUGGGUUUGGUGGAGGAUGUGAAAGCACGCCAUCCCAUUUCUCUGAACAAGAUGCAAGAUUUGGAGGAUGGCAACAAUGACUCGACUUUCUGGGCUUUGCUCGGAAAGAUUACAUUACUAUGGGAAGUUCCAGUUAACACUCUUCUGAAGCUCACCAUUCCAUCACCAUCGCCUGCAGAAUGGAGCAGAUUCUAUGCUGCAGCCAAUAUUGCCUUAUGUCCCAUCUUCCUCUUAUAUUCUCUGAACUCCUACAUUAACUUGAAUGAUAAAAUUGUAUUCUUCAUCCCACAAGUUUAUUUCCCCAUCUGGUCCGUUGUACUCUUUGUAAGUGCAUGCCUUGCUCUCAGCUACCUUUACCUUGAGAAGGAACCCCCUGUGACUGAAAGUGCAGCAACUGCCUUAGUUGCCUUUAUGAUGAGUGUGUUUUGGAUUUCCACAGUUGCAGGGGAACUUUUGAACUGUCUCGCAGCAAUUGGAAUUGUGAUGGAACUGCCUCCUGCCAUCCUAGGGUUGACAGUCUUGGCAUGGGGAAACUCAGUUGGGGACCUAGUUGCUGAUGUUGCAGUGGCUAAGGCCGGGCAGCCUGCAACGGCAAUGGCAGGCUGUUUUGCAGGUCCCAUGUUCAACAUGCUUGUUGGUUUGGGCUCUGCACUUGUGAGAGAGACAUGGAAUAUGUACCCUGGAGCAUACGUUCUUCAGUUCCAUAUUAGCAUUGUGGUUGCCUUUGUCUUCCUUUUACUCAGCUUAAUGGGGUCUCUUCUGGUGGUCACUUGGUUUGGGUUUCGGGUGCCCAGGUUUUGGGGUUUUUUCCUGGUUGGGCUUUACAUGCUUUUCACAGCAAUUAGUUUAGCAAUUGCAAAAUUUUCAGGAUGAGGGUUGAUCUGUAAAGUUGAAUCAUAGUCUUCACAUUGAAAGAGAUUUUUUGAAGGAUUUCUUUGGCAAACCAAGCAAUCAGUCAACUCUUCUGGCCACGACAACAAUAGUGCAUUGAAUUCUUUUCGGCUGUUUUGGGUCAUCUCCAAGCCUCGGUAGCAGUGAGGUAGGGAGGUAUUAUAUAAUUCCCUAUUCAUUCUUGUGUUUAUUUCAUUAUAUUCACAUCAUAGUUGUUCAUCCAAAAGAUAAAAUUUUAACUUGGCUUCACAACAGCAUGCUGAUUGUCAAAUGGAAAAUUUUGUGACUCUAAAUAUGACAAAUGACAUGAAUAUGCAUGCAUAAAAUGUAAAAUCGUUGAUGGGAUAUAUGUGCUUUACUAUUUUAAUGACACUGAUAAUAUAGCUGCAUUGGAAGUUAAGUCUUGCAUGCCCAAAGUCUGAAUGUCAUAUAUGAGCCUUGGUUGAUUGAACUAAAUUCCUAGUUUGAUACUACUAUCCAGAAGAACAAUUUGUAUGUCUGUUUAAUGUAUCAAAAAUUGC